AUGGCUCGAAUCAUCGUUGCUGGCCUUGCCGUGGCCGCUGCCUGCACACAGACUGCCUUUGCGUGGGGCAAUCUCGGUCACCAAACUGUAGGAUACGUCGCCCAGGCGUUCCUCGCGCCAAACGCACUCGACUUUGUGCAAACCUCAUUGGGCUCGACCUACAACGAGUCCCUUGGACCUGCUGCCACGUGGGCCGACAGCGUCAAGUACACGCCGGGCUAUACCUGGUCGAAGCCACUCCACUUUGUUGACGCGGAGGACUCGCCUCUCAGUGGAUCAUGCUCUGUAUCCGAGACUCGCGAUUGCGGCGACGGUGACUGCAUCCUGAGUGCCAUCGCCAACUACACAACGCGGAUCGCGAAGACCUCUCUUAGCAAGGCCCAGCGCCAGGAGGCUCUCAAGUUCCUUGCGUGCCUCUUGCAGUUCCUUGGCGACAUCGGCCAGCCUCUGCACGUCGAAGCAUACGAAGUUGGUGGGAAUGACAUCGACGCCGUCUGUGGCGGUAAGAGCACCAACCUCCACUCCGCCUGGGACACAGGCAUUCUCGAGACGAACCUCGAUGCGACUUAUGACGGCGAAGUGAGCAACUAUGCCGCCGCGCUCAUCAAGCGCAUCAAGACGGGCACGUACAAGUCCCUCACUGACGACUGGCUCGAGUGCUCGUCGACGACCGAGCCCGCGUCGCGCCGCCGCUUUUUCUCGCACGUGCCGUACACCGUCGACCGCGACGUGAGCCGCUUCCUCGACAAGCGCGCGACGAUUACCCCGCUCGAGUGCCCGCUCGUGUGGGCGAAGGAGUCGAACGCGUACUGCUGCUCGACGGUUUUCACAUACUCGAGCGGCCAGGACCUCUGCACGGGCACAUACUACAACAAGGCGGUGCCUGUGAUCGACCUCCAGCUCGCAAAGCAGGGCUACCGCCUCGCUGCGUGGCUCAACGUUAUCUUUGACGGGGACACCAACCUUUGA
This is a messenger RNA of Epithele typhae, 969 nucleotides long. RefSeq names its product nuclease Le1. Gene Ontology annotation, biological process: DNA catabolic process. Lineage: Eukaryota; Fungi; Basidiomycota; Agaricomycetes; Polyporales; Epitheliaceae. The record is from RefSeq and is a predicted model, not a curated record. Gene Ontology annotation, molecular function: nucleic acid binding; endonuclease activity. The transcript has 9 exons. The coding region runs from base 1 to 969 and encodes 322 amino acids.